Eucalyptus grandis is the source of this 1228-nucleotide messenger RNA. Its product is annotated as glutathione S-transferase L3. The transcript is spliced from 10 exons. Bases 149 to 862 code for a protein of 237 amino acids. The record is from RefSeq and is a predicted model, not a curated record. Gene Ontology annotation, molecular function: glutathione transferase activity. NCBI's taxonomy places the organism in Eukaryota, Viridiplantae, Streptophyta, Magnoliopsida, Myrtales, Myrtaceae.
UCGCUCCUCAUCCUGUCCCCAUGCUUCCUCCCUCUUAAAUAGCUUCGUGAUUGGAGGCCAUUCUCCUUCACAUCGACACCGACACCGACACCGACCCACACGAACAUAGGCAUCUCGCAGACUUCCUCUGCAGGAACUCCGUACUCUGAUGGCUUCUCCCGCCGCGGUAGAGAACUUGCCUCCUCCGUUGAACUCCAGCGCCGAGCAACCUCCUCUUUUCGAUGGAACAACGAAGUUGUACACCUGUUACACAUGCCCAUUUGCUCAGCGCGUCUGGAUCACGAGGAACUAUAAGGGACUGCAGGACAAGAUUAAAUUAGUUCCACUCAAUCUUCAGGACAGGCCUGCUUGGUACAAGGAGAAAGUCUACCCCAUGAAUAAGGUCCCAGCAUUGGAGCACAACGGGAAAAUCAUUGGAGAGAGCCUAGACCUUGUCAAAUACGUGGACAGCAACUUUGAAGGGCCUUCUCUUUUCCCUGAGGAUCCUGAGAAGAAGAAGUUUGGUAAAGAACUGUGGUCUUAUAUUGAUGAAUUCAUCAAGAUAGUCUUCACUUCAUUCAAGGGAGAAGGACCAAAAGAAUGUGGUCCUGCUUUCGAUCAUUUGGAGAGUGCUCUUGGCAAAUUUGAGGAUGGACCAUUCUUUCUCGGCCAAUUCAGUGGGGUGGAUAUUGCCUACAUCCCAUUUGUUGAAAGAUUCCAAAUCUUCUUAUCUGAAGCAUUUAAGUAUGACAUCACUGCUGGCAGACCUAAGCUAGCAGCAUGGAUUGAGGAAAUGAACAAGAUCGAUGCUUACAAGCAGACAAAGACUGAUCCUAAAGAACUUGUUGAAUUCUACAAUAAGCGCUUCACUGCUCAGCAGUAAAUGGAGUCACGACCACGCUAGUGUCACGGCCCGAAAGAAGACCGAUCCAAGAGGUUCCCAAGGGACGGCCGUGACUCAUCCGUGGAGGACCUCCUGCUUUCACUCGGAUUCCCAUCAAGUCUUCUCCCCGAAGUUUCCAAGGGCGGGUGACACCGUCAUUUUGCCUGAUUCCAAAAGACUAUCUUUAUUUAUGUCGGUAGCUAGUAGUUAGCAUUUAUGUCGGUAGUUGAGGCGGUGCGAUCUCAUCCGUCGGUUAAAUUCUAGAUUAACGGAUGUAAUCCGAAGACCUUGAGUAUAAGAAGGGCGCCCUCUCCCUCAUUUGUAACCAUCCAACUAUUUGAGCAAUACAAAGCUCUUUUCUUUCCA